Molecule: messenger RNA, 2418 nt
Organism: Ylistrum balloti
Lineage: Eukaryota; Metazoa; Mollusca; Bivalvia; Pectinida; Pectinidae
Product: cerebellar degeneration-related protein 2-like
Exons: 4
Coding region: 82-1434 (450 amino acids)
Source: RefSeq, a predicted model, not a curated record
GAAGGAGUGCUACUCGGCUGGUGAUUAGGCCCACUACUCUGACAAGGGGUUGGGGUUUACUAGUACCCCCGGGACAGCAGCAUGCAGACAGGGGACAUCCUCGGAGAGAUGGAGGAGGAGGAAGUGGACGGGGAGUGGUAUCAGAGUGAUCUUCAGCUGGCUGCAGAACUAGGGAAGGCUCUCUUGGAAAGAAAUCGAGAACUGGAGACACACAUCUUACAGAUUCAACAAACCAGCCAGGAUCAACUUCUUGAAAAUGAGUACCUGAACAAACAAUUGGAGACCCUAAGGGAAAACAGUGAUGCACGCAUGCGUGUUUAUGAAGAAUUAGAUAAGAAUGCUCAGGAACUGGAGAAACAGAAUCAGCGACUGAUUAUUGACUCCAGAGCAGACAAACAAAGAAUAGAAAAGUUGAUGGAUACAGUUGAAACAAUGGAAAACAAAUGUGAUGAAUUACAGAAGAAGAUAGAUGAUCUAAAAACUGAAAGAAAACGAGAGCAUAAGCAACAAAAACAGGAGUCUCGCCGAGCAAUUAGUUUGGCAAACUUGCGGGAAAAUACAGACUACAUAAAAAACCUGUACAAUGGUGAAAUUCAUUGGACCUACACAGAUCAGUUUAAAAAUCUGCCUCUUAAUCCAUAUGAAGUGGAAAUAAAAGGCUUGCAGGAGACAAUCAAACAACUGAAGGCUCAGCAACUCAUUGAGCGAAGGAAACGGGAAGAUUUGGAGACAGAAGUCAAAUUACUAUGGGAAGAAAAUGAAUCUCUGGAAAACAGAGUGAAAGAUAUGGAUAAGAAAGUGAAAGUAAGUGAGGGGCUUGAGGAGGAGUUACAGAAGGUGAAGUUAAAUGCUGGAAAAGUUUGUCAGCUUUGUGGUAAAUCUUUAGAGAAAGAGGUACAUAAGUCAGCUUUGGAGGCUGAAGUAGAACAUGAUGAACCAGAGGUUAGGAAUACUGGGAAACUCAUGAGGCUAGGAGGAGGUGGAAGUGUGUACGGAAGUACGGAGUCUGUCAGUAAGAUUGCGCCCGACUCACAGCCUAUCUCACCAGAAGAAGCAGACUCUCACAGUGUGUCCAUUCUAAACGAACUGGAAAAUCAGUACCAGAAUUUGUUUGAGAAAUAUGAAGAUUUACUUCAGGGUAGAAAACGAUCAAGUUUUCACGAGUUUGAGGGUAAUGAAGAGACCUUUGAUGAAGCACUUCAUCGUCACCUGGCGGUUUCCCACAAGGAGGUUCAGACAUUGUUAAAGCUACAGAAACAGACAUGUGACACAGGAACUGGAGGGGCUGCAUGUGCUGAUGAACUGGGAAGUCCUCCAGAAUACAAAUCUUUGUUCCGUGAUAUUUUUGCUACUUUGAAAAAAUCUCGAAUUGAGGAAGGUGGUGAACAGAUGACAUCAUCUCAUUCUACUCCAGCCACAAGUCCUGUCAGUUAAAUUGGUAGCCAAGUCGCAGGAGACAUACCAUUCAUAAAGUACAAAGUCAUAGACAAAAUGCCAAUAAGUUGAAAGUCUUAGAAAACUUAUCAACAAAGCUUAGAUAAUCUGCCAAUGAGUUACAUCAAUUGUAAGGUGUUAUUGUGACACUUGACCAAUACAUUUGGAGCAGUGAUUGCUAUGGUCAAUAAUUUCAAGAACAAGCCCUUUUAGUUUUCUUAUAAAUAAAGACUUGUCGUAAUGGCCAAUAAUUAUUCAAAACAGGUGAGCCAGAACAGUUGUGUAUUAGUGUAUCAUCCUGUAAAAGUUUCCUUGUUCUACCAGUAAAGUUUUCCUUGUUCUACCUGCAGGUUUCCUUGCUGUACUUGUAAAGAUUUCUAUGUUCUACCUGCAGGUUUCCUUGCUGUACUUGUAAAGAUUUCUAUGUUCUACCUGCAGGUUUCCCUGCUGUACCUGUAAAGAUUUCCUUGUUCUACCUGUAGGUUUCCUUGCUGUACCUGUAAAGAUUUCCAUGCUCUACCUGUAAAGAUUUCCAUGCUCUACCUGUAAAGAUUUCCUUGUUCUACCUGCAGGUUUCCUUGCUGUACCUGUAAAGUUUUCCUCGUUCUACCUGCAGGUUUCCUUGCUGUACCUGUAAAGAUUUCCUUGUUCUACCUGCAGGUUUCCUUGCUGUACCUGUAAAGAUUUCCUUGCUCUACCUAUAAAGAUUUCCUUGUUCUACCUGCAGGUUUCCUUGCUGUACCCAUAAAGAUUUCCUUGCUCUACCUAUAAAGAUUUCCUUGUUCUACCUGCAGGUUUCCUUGCUGUACCUGUAAAGAUUUCCUUGUUCUACCUGCAGGUUUCCUUGCUGUACCUGUAAAGAUUUCCUUGCUCUACCUAUAAAGAUUUCCUUGUUCUACCUGCAGGUUUCCUUGCUGUACCUGUAAAGAUUUCUAUGUUCUACCUGCAGGUUUCCUUGCUGUACCUGUAAAGAUUUCCUUGUUC